AAUCUCGGCCAGACUUUUCCCGGUGUCGCUGCCAGCGGGUUGAUAAGUCAGAUCGGUACGGCUCUGGCAUGGAGCUAUAUAAGCAGUGUAGCUCACCACUUUCAGCAACAGUCAAGCUCAGAAUCCAACCACAAAACCAACAACAUGAAAUUCCUAUCAGUUGCCUUCGUUCUGGGUCUGCUGGCUCUGGCCAACGCCACUCCUCUCAAUCCUGGCAAUGUCAUCAUCAACGGCGACUGCCGCGUCUGCAAUGUGAGGGCCUAAGGGCAGCAAAGCUGGAGGAAUGGAAUCUUGCCACUUGAAGUACACACAGCCACCUAUUUUUAAGCCGAAAAUGUAAUAGAAAUUCUAAGAGUUUAUUGCUCAAAUUAAACAAAAUUCCAACAAAACCA
Molecule: messenger RNA, 392 nt
Organism: Drosophila erecta
Lineage: Eukaryota; Metazoa; Arthropoda; Insecta; Diptera; Drosophilidae
Gene: BomS3
Product: immune-induced peptide 3
Exons: 2
Coding region: 145-264 (39 amino acids)
Biological process (GO): defense response
Source: RefSeq, a predicted model, not a curated record